AUGCCCACUCAGCUGGAGCUGGCCAUGAACAUCAUGAUUAGGAUCUUCCACCAGUACUCUUGCAAGGAAGGGGACAGUUUCAAGCUCGACAAGGGGGAACUGAAAAUCCUCCUGCAGCGAGAGCUCACGAAAUUCCUCUUGUGCCCAAAAAAACCCCAAUUGGUUGAUAAGAUAAUGCAGGACCUGGAUGCCAAUAAGGACAACGAAGUGGAUUUUAAUGAAUUUGUGGUCAUGGUGGCAGCUCUGACAGUUGCUUAUAAUGAUUACUUUGUAGAACAAUUGAAGAAGAAAGGAAAAUAA
Molecule: messenger RNA, 300 nt
Organism: Callorhinus ursinus (northern fur seal)
Lineage: Eukaryota; Metazoa; Chordata; Mammalia; Carnivora; Otariidae
Gene: S100Z
Product: S100 calcium binding protein Z
Molecular function (GO): calcium ion binding; calcium-dependent protein binding
Source: RefSeq, a predicted model, not a curated record